ACGGCGCGAGCUUGCGUUUGAAAUCGGACCUCUGUCGUCACCGCAGCUGCAGCGAGAGCUUCCCAUCCGUUCUCCCGCCCAUUGACUGCCUCUCCAUCUAACACCACAUAGCCACGAUGCUGUCCAAGACGCUAUCCCGCUCAUCCUUCUGCGCUCUGCGCGCCUCGGCCACCCGCGCUGCCCUGCGCCCACGCGCUCCCGCCGCCGCCCUACUCACUGCAGUUGCUCCGAGGCCCUUCAACAACGGCGGCCUUCCCCGCUCCUUCCACCACUCGCCCGGCUCCAGGGGCAUCCUUCCCGACCAGGAGAACCCCGAGCCCAAGCAGAGCGAGCCCCAGCAGACGACGGCUAACGAGCCCUCGGCUAUCAGCCUCGAGGAGUACCACGAGCAGGCCGACAAAUACCUGGAGCUGCUGCAGCAGAAGGUCGAGGAGAAGCAGGACGCGGGCGAGGGCAUGGAGCUCGAGUACGCGGCCGGCGUCCUCACAAUCGAAAAGGCAGGCCAAGGCACCUACGUGCUGAACAAGCAGCCACCAAACAAGCAGAUCUGGCUCAGCUCGCCCAUCACGGGCCCCAAGCGCUUCGACUGGGUCGUCUUCGGCGAGUCGAUGACGCAAAAGGCCGACGGCGGCGUCGCCGACUGGAUCUACCUGCGCGACGGCAGCUCGCUGACGCAGCUGCUGCGCAAGGAGCUCGGCAUCGAGCUCGGCAUCGACGCCGACGUCGAGGAUAACGUCUCGUGAGCGGCGGCUGCUGUUGCUGGCUGGAGCAUAGGGUGAGGACAUGGUUUAUGCAUCAAACGAUGGAGUUUUAGGGAACGCUUGUGUGUGUGUAUGAGUGGGUAGGUUUGUUUGAGAAUGCGAGAUGGCGGGACAUGGGUUUUUGGUGGGCUUGCUUUGUGCGAGAUAUAUAUGAGCGACUGAAGUCCACUGAAUGAAAGAAAUACAACCAGUACCGAUCUGAACCGC
This is a messenger RNA of Aplosporella prunicola CBS 121167, 968 nucleotides long. RefSeq lists its product as uncharacterized. The transcript is spliced from 2 exons. Gene Ontology annotation, biological process: intracellular iron ion homeostasis; iron incorporation into metallo-sulfur cluster. The record is from RefSeq and is a predicted model, not a curated record. Gene Ontology annotation, cellular component: mitochondrion. The coding region runs from base 117 to 743 and encodes 208 amino acids. Lineage: Eukaryota; Fungi; Ascomycota; Dothideomycetes; Botryosphaeriales; Aplosporellaceae. Gene Ontology annotation, molecular function: 2 iron, 2 sulfur cluster binding; ferric iron binding; ferrous iron binding.